Drosophila santomea is the source of this 1221-nucleotide messenger RNA. Its product is annotated as males-absent on the first protein. The transcript is spliced from 2 exons. The record is from RefSeq and is a predicted model, not a curated record. Gene Ontology annotation, biological process: regulation of DNA-templated transcription. Lineage: Eukaryota; Metazoa; Arthropoda; Insecta; Diptera; Drosophilidae. Gene Ontology annotation, molecular function: histone acetyltransferase activity. Bases 57 to 1085 code for a protein of 342 amino acids.
CCAGUGAAUAAAGCAUGUUUUAAAGAAAGCAUAAAAUUCGCAAUAAGAAUUGAUCGAUGGACAAGGAAAACAGACCAGGUCACCAUGUGAAGAAACUGCCGUUGGGCGAUCAGGGGGAGAAGAGUCUAGAAUUGCCGGACAUUCUGAGAGCCCUGAAUUUGAUCAGAAUAAAUAAGGAGUCCUCGGCAAAUGUGCAAGAAGACCCAGUAGAGGGUAUACCCGAACCGGGAUCGAAAUCUGCCCAUACAAGUAGAAUUAGAAAGUUGCAAAUUGGGCGCUAUGAGAUAGAAACCACGUCUUCCAGUCCGUAUCCUGAAUUAGACGACAAGGUGCCCAUCAUUUACGUUUGCGAGUUCUGCCUGAAAUACAUGUACUUGCGGAAAAGCUACUCCUACCACCUAUUCCAUUGCAAGAAGAGGCGUCCGCCGGGCAGCUUGGUGUACCGAAAGGACGCAAUUCAUAUCUACGAGGUCGAUGGCAGCAAGGCGAAGCUGUAUUGCCAGUGCCUCUGCUUGAUGGCCAAGCUCUUUCUGAAAAACAAAGAAACGCUCUACAGCCCGAAACUGUUAUUCUUUUAUAUCCUGUGCUUAAAGGACAAGGAUGGCGAGCACCUUGUAGGUUACUUCUCCAGGGACAAGAAGUCUAAGUCCAAUGUCAACCUAAAUUGCAUCCUUGUUCUACCGCCCUAUAUGCGCAAGGGUUACGGAAAGCUGCUGAUCGCCCUCAGCUACGAGAUCUCUCGCAAGGAGGGAGUCAUCGGAGGUCCCAAGAAGCCGCUCUCGGAUGUUGGCAGUCUUUGUUACCUCAGCUAUUGGGGCCACAUCCUCCUCGAAUGGUUGAGGCACCACACCUCGCCAGACCGAAUAACCAUCGAAGAACUGAGCAAGGCGACUGGCUUCGUCAAGGAGGACGUAAUACUCACUCUAAAAUUUAUGAAAAUAAGGACGUUCUACACGGAUGACCACAUCUUGUACACUACUCCCUCGAUAAUCGAAAAUCGCCGUAAGCACGCGAAUUUUAAAAAACCGAAGUUGACCAUUCAAAAAAAGUGCCUAGUCUGGAAGAGAGCCACAUCACGAAAGUAGCAUAUAAGUUUGGGCCAUCAUAUUUUUGAAUUCUAGAGAAUUAUCAAUUUUGUUAAUAUUGGAUAUUCAUUUUCAUUGCAUCUUAACAAUUUGUAUGCCAUAACUUUUUUUUCAGAGAACUGAUUUUUAUAUGAUU